Molecule: messenger RNA, 2616 nt
Organism: Leptonychotes weddellii (Weddell seal)
Lineage: Eukaryota; Metazoa; Chordata; Mammalia; Carnivora; Phocidae
Gene: ADAMTS8
Product: ADAM metallopeptidase with thrombospondin type 1 motif 8
Biological process (GO): proteolysis; extracellular matrix organization
Molecular function (GO): zinc ion binding; metalloendopeptidase activity
Source: RefSeq, a predicted model, not a curated record
AUGGAUAUCAUCAUGGACAGCUCCCUCACCAAGGCCUCGGAGCUGGUGGAGCCCACGCGGUUGCCGGGCAGCGCGGGCGAGCUCGCGUUCCACCUGUCCGCCUUCGGCAAGGGCUUCGUGCUGCGCCUGGCGCCCGACGCCAGCUUCCUGGCGCCCGAGUUCAAGAUCGAGCGCCUCGGGGGCUCCGGCCGGGCGGCCGGGGGCGAGCGGGAGCUGCGCGACUGCUUCUUCUCCGGCACGGUGAAUGGGGAGCCCGAGUCGCUGGCGGCCGUCAGCCUGUGCCGCGGGCUGAGCGGCUCCUUCCUGCUGGACGGCGAGGAGUUCACCAUCCAGCCGCAGGGCGCGGGGGGCUCCCUGCGCCAGCCGCACCGCCUGCAGCGCUGGGGGCCCCGGGCGCGCCUCGGGACCCCCGGGCUCGCCUCCUCCGAAGCCCACCCCCUCCCCGGAGGACCCGAGUGGGAGGUGAAGGGAGAGGAUCAGAGGCAGGAGAGAGGAGACGAGGAGCAGGAGAAGGAAGAGGUGGAGGAGGAGGAGGAAAUGGAGGAGGAGGAGGGGGGCAAAGAAGAGGAGACAGAAGGCGCCAGCGAUCUGCCACCACCCCUGGGGGCCACGAGUAGGACCAAGCGGUUUGUGUCCGAGGCUCGCUUCGUGGAAACGCUGCUGGUGGCCGAUGCGUCCAUGGCUGCCUUCUAUGGAGCCGACCUACAGAACCACAUCCUGACGCUGAUGUCCGUGGCAGCCCGAAUCUACAAGCACCCCAGCAUUAGAAAUUCCAUCAAUCUCAUGGUGGUAAAAGUGCUGAUCGUGGAAGAUGAAAAGUGGGGCCCAGAAGUGUCUGACAACGGGGGGCUCACCCUGCGCAACUUCUGCACUUGGCAGCGGCGUUUCAACCAGCCCAGUGACCGGCACCCAGAACACUUUGACACAGCCAUUCUGCUCACCAGACAGAACUUCUGUGGGAAGGAGGGGAUGUGUGACACCCUGGGCGUGGCGGACAUCGGCACAAUCUGCGACCCCAACAAGAGCUGCUCCGUGAUCGAGGAUGAGGGGCUCCAGGCGGCCUACACCCUGGCCCAUGAGCUAGGGCACGUCCUCAGCAUGCCCCACGACGACUCCAAGCCCUGCACGCGGCUCUUUGGGCCCAUGGGCAAGCACCACAUGAUGGCGCCGCUCUUCGUCCACCUGAACAAGACGCUGCCUUGGUCCCCCUGCAGUGCCAUGUACCUCACGGAGCUCAUGGACGGUGGGCACGGAGACUGUCUCCUGGAUGCCCCCACCUCGGCCCUGCCCCUGCCCACAGACCUGCCGGGCCGCAGCGCCCUCUAUGAGCUGGACCAGCAGUGCAAGCAGAUCUUUGGGCUGGGUUUUCGCCACUGCCCCAACACCUCUGCACAGGACAUCUGCGCCCAGCUCUGGUGCCACACGGAGGGCACCGAGCCCCUUUGCCACACCAAGAAUGGCAGUCUGCCGUGGGCUGAUGGGACGCCCUGUGGGCCUGGGCACCUCUGCUGGGAUGGCAGCUGUCUGCCUGAGGAGGAAGUGGACAGGCCCAAGGCUGUGGUGGAUGGAGGCUGGGCCCCAUGGGGACCCUGGGGAGAGUGUUCCCGGACCUGCGGAGGAGGAGUACAGUUUUCACACCGUGAAUGCAAGGACCCUGAGCCUCAGAACGGAGGAAGAUAUUGCCUGGGUCGGAGAGCCAAGUAUCAGUCGUGCCACACAGAGGAAUGCCCCCCUGACGGGAAAAGCUUCAGGGAGCAGCAGUGUGAGAAGUAUAAUGCCUACAAUUACACUGACGUGGAUGGGAACCUCCUACAGUGGGUCCCCAAGUAUGCGGGGGUGUCCCCCCGGGACCGCUGCAAGUUGUUCUGCCGAGCCCGGGGAAGGAGUGAAUUCAAAGUGUUCGAGGCCAAGGUGAUCGAUGGCACCCUGUGUGGACCAGAGACCCUAGCCAUCUGCGUCCGUGGCCAGUGUGUCAAGGCUGGCUGUGACCACGUGGUGGACUCGCCUAGGAAGCUGGACAAAUGUGGGGUGUGUGGGGGCAAAGGCAAUUCAUGCAGGAAGGUGUCCGGUUCCCUCAACCCCUCCAGUUACGGCUACAACGACAUUGUCACCAUCCCGGCCGGGGCUACUAACAUUGAUGUGAAACAACGAAGCCACCCGGGGGUCCAGCACGACGGCAGCUACCUGGCGCUGAAGACGGCCGAUGGGCAGUACCUGCUCAAUGGAAACCUGGCCAUCUCUGCCAUAGAGCAGGACAUCUUGGUGAAGGGGACCAUCCUUAAAUACAGCGGUUCCAUUGCCACCCUGGAGCGGCUGCAGAGCUUCCGGCCCCUGCCCGAGCCUCUGACCGUGCAGCUCCUGACUGUCCCUGGUGAGGUCUUUCCCCCCAAAGUCAAAUAUACCUUCUUCGUUCCAAAUGACGUGAACUUCAGCACACAGAACAGCAAAGAGAGGGCGACCACCAACGUCAUCCAGCCCCUGCUCAAUGCGCAGUGGGUCCUGGGGGACUGGUCUGAGUGCUCCAGCAGCUGCGGAGCUGGCCGGCAGCGGCGGACCGUGGAGUGCCGGGACCCCAACGGCCAGGCCUCCGCCACCUGCAGCGAGGCUCUGAAACCC